Diospyros lotus (date-plum) is the source of this 752-nucleotide messenger RNA. RefSeq names its product NADH dehydrogenase [ubiquinone] iron-sulfur protein 4, mitochondrial. The transcript is spliced from 5 exons. Gene Ontology annotation, biological process: electron transport chain. The record is from RefSeq and is a predicted model, not a curated record. NCBI's taxonomy places the organism in Eukaryota, Viridiplantae, Streptophyta, Magnoliopsida, Ericales, Ebenaceae. The coding region runs from base 46 to 516 and encodes 156 amino acids.
GGUCAUAUUCCAGUUCUUCCCCAGUUCGGUGCCCUAAUCGUCCAAAUGGCGAGCUCUCUGCAACGUCUUUUCAGUCCUGCCCGUCGCCUUGGCAGAUCCAACGUGGUUCCGUUGUCGAGACCGUUCUCUACAGACUCACUGGUCGAGAUCAAGCCCGGCGAGAUUGGGAUGGUCUCCGGCAUCCCCGACGAACACCUUCGCAGGAGGGUUGUAAUCUUCUCACCUGCUCGGACUGCCACACAACAAGGAUCAGGAAAAGUUGGAAGUUGGAAGAUCAAUUUUUUGUCAACACAAAAAUGGGAGAAUCCACUGAUGGGUUGGACAUCUACUGGGGACCCAUAUGCCAAUGUUGGAGAUGCUGGACUCAGUUUUGACAGUGAAGAAGCUGCCAAAGCAUUUGCAGAGAAACAUGGUUGGGAAUACAGGGUUAAGAAGCACCAGACACCACUGUUGAAGGUCAAGGCCUAUGCGGAUAACUUCAAGUGGAAGGGCCCUCCCAAAACUGGGGAAAACUGAUUUUAUAUUAACCAGAAUCUUCUCUAGUUCUCAUCUUGGUUCUUGAUUAUUACUUUGAAGUUAAAGCAUGUGUUAAUGCUUCGGAGGCUUGGGUCUUCUUCAUUACUUCGAGUAAAGCAGGUGCUGAAGCUAUAGAGCUUUCCAAAGUUGUUCUCCCGUUUCAUAAACAAGGCAUUCCGAUUUCUUUAAAUGCUCAUAUUUGUCCAAUAAAGAAUUGAAAAUGUUGGGUGGCCAAA